AUGAAGCCGACAGCACCACCCGUCAAACGAGGGCGUGGAAGACCGAGAGGAAGCAAGAAUCAACCAGGUGCAGGACAUGUUGGCAGGCCACGCAAUGAUGGACAGCCCCCUCGAAAACGGCAUAAAGGACACGACGAUGCGGAGAGUACUGCUCCAGCACCAAACACCUCGCAUAGCGCCACACAAUCACCGCGCAAUGGCAAGGUUCAACGUUGUGGCAAAGAAUCCACUCCGACGCCACGCAGAGCCCUCGCAAUUGAUGUGGAUUUGGACUCGGAGGUGUUCGAAAACCUCGAUCCUCCUGCGAGGGUUCGCACCAUCCCUCCCGCACUUCCAAUUGCACCUCGUUCUGCAGCCUGCAGCGAGGUGCCUUUGAAGCAGACAACCCUUGCAUUUCGAACGGCCGUGCAGGGUGCCAACCCAGUGUUGGAGGCACCUACUGCCUCAACCGUCGUGCAAACACCGCACAUUUCGCCCCUCAAUACUGAUGCCCAAGGACAGCAAUCUGAGCCUGCUGCCAGCAUUUCGCCUCAAACCUCAACCCACCAGCCACGGGACUUCUCUGAGUCUGGACUGGCCGCGACUAUACGCGAGGCUGAUCCACCUGCGGAGUCGGCAGCUACGAGCAGCGGGAUGACUCGGCGGCAGCCGUGGAGGCACGAUGCAAAUGCACCUGCACUGCCACCAUCACCAACGGUUGAGCCGCAGAGUGCGACGGGUCUUAUUGAUGUUCCUGAGAACCCGUAUGGCUCUGAUCUCGAAGCACCUGCCCCUCGCGAUGACACUGAAAGUGAUCAGGAUGAGGAAGCAUCCCUGGAAGACGAGUUUCGCCCUGUUCCUGAUGACGGAGGAGGAGAGGACGAAGACACGGAGCAUGGAAGGGGGACCUCGACAUCUGGGUCUGUAGGCAGAUCUUCGUCGAGGUCAACAAUGCCACUUUGGCUUAGCGAGUCCUAUAAAGCUGUAGAGACGAUGUUGAAAAAAAGAAAUCAAGCAGAGUACCCGAACACCAGCCAUGCCCAAGUGCUAUGA
Messenger RNA from Suillus clintonianus, 1032 nucleotides. RefSeq lists its product as uncharacterized. Bases 1 to 1032 code for a protein of 343 amino acids. The record is from RefSeq and is a predicted model, not a curated record. NCBI's taxonomy places the organism in Eukaryota, Fungi, Basidiomycota, Agaricomycetes, Boletales, Suillaceae. The transcript is spliced from 5 exons.